CAAAAUGCAGAUAUCCACAACUGCAGGAGAAAUAAAAAGUAAGAGAAGAGUCCUGAUGAUAUUUCCCUUCUCAGUAACUUGAAGAUGAUGUACCUUCUGGUCAUAAGAGCAUAAGAAGAACCGUAUGGAAUCUGUCCGAAGGCCUAUCUAAUUCAACGUUCUGUUUCAAACCUAACCAGAUAUCCAGCUUGUUUCCAGAAGCCUUUAUUAGAAGCAGGAAAGGUUCCUUAAUUUGGCAAGCAUGGAUCACCAUAUGAUCAGGACAAUUAUGCACAUGGCUAUGGCUCUCUUAUCUUUUUUCAUCUCAAAGUUCAGUGUGUUACCUUCACUAUUAUUCAGGAUCAUGAUCUGGACUAAGCGUCUGAAAAUGGGUGUGAAGGUGAAAUACCUCAAUAAUGAGGGAUACCAAUUCAGCUAUUUCACCCGAGGGGAACCCGGAUCCCGACCAUCUGUGCUGAUGCUUCAUGGAUUCUCACUCAACAAAGACAUGUGGUUAAAUACCAUCGAAGUCUUUCCUAAGGACCUCCACUUGGUCUGCCUUGAUCUGCCAGGUCACGGGGGAACUGCUCGCUUGCUCGGAGAAAGUUACACAGCAGUUGCUCAAGCUAAAAGGAUAUACCAGUUUGUCCAGUGUGCUGGCCUGAACCACAAGCCUUUCCACCUGGUUGGCAUGUCCAUGGGAGGCAUGGUUGCUGGGGUUUAUGCCGCUCUCUAUCCAGCCCACAUCUCCUCUUUAGCCCUCCUCUGCCCAGCUGGUGUGAGGUAUUUAACUGACAGUGAAUUUUUUGCCCAAUUACGUGAGCUGAUUUUCUCUAAGGGCUCUGUGGAGAAUGCUAUUAUCCCAGUUACAGAAGAGCAGAUGGAAAACUUCAUAAAGCUCUGCUUAUACCAUCCCAUUUUUUUAAAGAUUCAGCUCCUAAAGGGAUAUCUUGAAGAUCGGACAUCACACAAGUCUGUUUUUGUAAAAUGUUUUCUGGACCUCACCAGUGGUCAAUCGAAGUACAGCCUCCAUGAGAACAUGAGGAAAAUCAGAGCUCCCACCCAGAUCAUUUGGGGAAAGGACGACAAGGUCUUCGAUUCUUCAGGUGCAGCAGUUCUGGCGGCUGCCAUUCCUAAAUCCCAAGUGCAUUGGCUGGAAAAAUGUGGACACUUCAUAACCCUCGAGAGGCCCAGGACGUCUGCAAAGCUCCUCUUGGAAUUCUACAAAUCGGUCUGUGAUUCAACCGAGCAGAAGAAAGUGGCCUGAGGCUCAGGAAGUGCCAGGUGGCUGGAGACAGGCAAGGUCUGCCCAACCACCAGACCCAUAUUGACUUCUCUGGCUGAUACAACGGGAGCUACAACUCAAGAUAUUUAGUAGGCAGCAAAAGAGGUGGGGACCUAGAGAGAACAAAGCUUUGCACCACCAUUCCAGAAAGACUGAUCAAGAAUUGAUCCAACUUUCUAAUGGAACUUGUACUUCUGUGUGUGUAGCAUCUUUUCUAACAAAGCUUGCAGUACAACAAUCUGUUUAUAGUGAUUAGAGUGGAAUGUCACUCUA
Messenger RNA from Pantherophis guttatus, 1537 nucleotides. Its product is annotated as monoacylglycerol lipase ABHD6-like. Gene Ontology annotation, molecular function: monoacylglycerol lipase activity. Lineage: Eukaryota; Metazoa; Chordata; Lepidosauria; Squamata; Colubridae. The record is from RefSeq and is a predicted model, not a curated record. Gene Ontology annotation, cellular component: AMPA glutamate receptor complex; membrane. Gene Ontology annotation, biological process: acylglycerol catabolic process.